AUGACGGCCCUGAGCAUGGCGUGCGAAGACGGCAUGUUCUCUGCAGCCCUGUCACUUUUGGAAGCCGGAGCGGACGCCACGGGAGAGUCGGACGGCUUGGUCGAGGGGGCCGACCCCGCGCUCCGCAUCUACGAGCAGAAGCCGCUCGAGUUGGCGCUGCUGGCUCGGUCCAAGCAAACAAACGGGAGGACGGCGGCAGUGAAGCAGCGGCUCAUCAACCGUCUCAUCGAGUUGGGCGCCGACCCGGACGCAACGGUCUGCAUUUCGGCGCGCUGCAACUGGACGGGGCCUCUCUUGCUGAAGCUCAUCCGCGCGAGGCGUCGUUGGGAGGCUGAGAUGUUGCUCUCCUCGGGCCUCUUGGACAUUGAUCAACGCGACUCCCACGGUGCGACGAGCCUUACCUGGACACUCUCCACGUGCCAUGGGGACCCUUUCACGGCGUCGAUUUUGUUGCGGCGUGGUGCCAAGAUGGACGAGGAGGUGUUGGGCACCGUCAUCAACAAGCUGGUGCGGCUGGCGGAUGCGCGAGAUGAUUGGGGUGUGAUCAGCCUCCUGACGCGAGAUCCCAAGCUGUUGAGGAUAUUCCAUGUGUUGUACUCGCACUGCUUUUGGGCGGCAUCGAGAAGCGGCGAUGCGGUGGCAACGCGGUUUCUGCAGGAUUCGCCUAGGUCAAUCGUGCGUACGGUUACGGAGAUGCUGAAGCACGGAAUCAGUCUGACUAAAACAGGAGUCAUUAAGGUGUUGCGAUUCAACAAAAAUAAGGAGAGAGUGCCAGGACCUGUCAUCGCGGAUAUGUUUUCAUAA
Messenger RNA from Colletotrichum destructivum, 804 nucleotides. RefSeq names its product Putative ankyrin repeat-containing domain superfamily. The transcript has a single exon. The coding region runs from base 1 to 804 and encodes 267 amino acids. NCBI's taxonomy places the organism in Eukaryota, Fungi, Ascomycota, Sordariomycetes, Glomerellales, Glomerellaceae. The record is from RefSeq and is a predicted model, not a curated record.